This is a messenger RNA of Pochonia chlamydosporia 170, 762 nucleotides long. RefSeq lists its product as hypothetical. Lineage: Eukaryota; Fungi; Ascomycota; Sordariomycetes; Hypocreales; Clavicipitaceae. The record is from RefSeq and is a predicted model, not a curated record. The transcript has 4 exons. The coding region runs from base 1 to 762 and encodes 253 amino acids. Gene Ontology annotation, cellular component: cytoplasm; nucleus.
AUGAAGCUCCUUUGCCUCCACGGUGCCUACGGCAACGCCGAUACAUUUCGUAUCCAGCUAGCUCCUUUUCUUAAUGCAGUUGGCGACGUAAAGAAUUUAGAUUUUACCUGGAUUAAUGGUGCACACAGCGCCACACCACCAGAGGGCUACGAGAGUUACUUUGGCAAUAACGGGCUGUACAGGUUUAUCGAUUUUGACGGCAUAACAGCGCUGGAUGACAUGAUGUUCAAGAUCAGAGACAUGCCGGAAGGUGAAUCGGCCGAGGAUUCCAUUCGAAAGCUUGUUGUUGGUUCUACUUGGCCGUCCAAGAAUGUCACCACCACGAUAGAUCGCUUGUUCAGGUUAAUAGACGAGGACCCCGAAAUUGAUGGCAUACUUGGAUACUCGGAGGGAGCUACGGUGGCGGCCACACUCAUACUAGAGGAGCAGCGAAGGUGUCGUGAAGAGGGUAGAGAUCGUCGUUUGAAUUUUGGUGUUUUCUUUUCCGGGUGGCCACCGGUAUUCAUCAAAGGGGAGAGGGUUGAGUGUAUCCUAGCUGACGAACAUGAGCAUCUCAUUGAAAUUCCAACUUUGCACAUCGUUGGCAGCAAAGAUCCUUACAUCCACGGAGCAGUGGCCCUUUUCAACGUUUGCGAUUCGGAAACUGCGAUGCUUUUCGACCAUGGCAAGGGGCAUACAUUGCCAAGGGACGAGAGAACAGUCGCAGAAUUGUCCUUAGCCGUGGAUGAUGCCUUGAAUCUAGUAGCACAAUGCACGUCCUAG